AUGACGAAACAAAGUACAGUCAAGUUAAAAACACCCAGAACAGACCCAGUGGAAUUGCCCGCGGUGUUGACGAUUGCUGGCUCAGAUAGUUCAGGAGGAGCAGGAAUCGAGGCUGAUCUCAAGACACUCUCUGCCCACAAUGUGUAUGGGUUGACUUGUAUAGCAGCAUUGACAGCUCAAAACACCCAGAAAGUCAAGACGUUCGAGAAGACUUCAGAAGAGCUUGUUGCUGCCAUUUUGGAGAUGAACUUCAACGAUUUUCUCUAUGGAUACGAAGAAGGAAAGGCACCUUUAAAGGUGAUCAAGACAGGAAUGUUGACAGAAGAAGCAAUCAGAGUUUUGAGUGGUUACACCAAUGAUUUAAACAAAUACGACGUGAAGGUUGUCAUCGACCCUGUGAUGAUUAGUACUUCCGGAUCGCAACUAUUUGAUGACAGAGGAUUGAAAUUGUGCAUGGAUAGCUUGAUAGGAAAAUCGUACCUUGUCACUCCCAACUUUGGCGAAGCACAUGCCUUGUAUGAAAUCGCCAAUGGUCGAAAAUACGACUUGGACAUCAAGUCGAAGGAGGAUUUAAUCAAUUUUGUCAAAGAUGUGCAGAGGAGUCUCGGAUGCGCCAACCUCUUGGUCAAAGGGGGGCAUCUUCCUUGGGACUUGGAAUCAGAUAGCCCAGCCCAGGGUAUCACGUCUUCCACAAUUAUCUUUGACAUUCUAUACCGUUCGAAAGAAGACUCAAUCACAAUAUUCCAAUCAGCCUUUAUUGACUCCCAAGACUCACAUGGAACUGGCUGCACUUUAUCUUCAGCGAUAGCCGCAAAUUUGGCCAACGGAAAAUCCUUGGACCAGUCUGUUCCACUAGCAAUUGAUUUUAUCCAUAGAGGAAUGACAAGUUUGAAGAGAAAGUUGGGUUUUGGGAAUGGGCCCUUGAACCACAACGUCAAACCAGAGCAGCAUAUCGACUCAAUCAUCGAUUUUCAAUUGGAAUCUUCCUUCCCAAAAAAUACCAACGCAUUGGACUUCUUGAAAAAUCAUCCCAAGGUAGCUGCAAAUUGGAAAAAAUAUACCGAACACCCAUUUGUUAAACUUUUGGCGGAGAACAAGUUGCCCUUCGAGAAGUUUCUCUAUUUCUUGAAGCAGGACUAUUACUACCUUAUUAACUACGCGCAAAUACAUGGUUUGGCGGCCUCUGCAGCACCAACAUACAAGCAAACACAUUCGGAAGCCUUGAUAAUUGGAAACAUCGUGGAAGAGAUAGAAAGGCACAAGAUCAAGUUGUGUAACAAGUAUAAUAUUGACUACGAGAGGGACAUUGAUCUUGAUAUCGAGCUCAGUCCAGGCAAGGCAUGUACUGAGUAUUGCGAUUUUCUUCUCAAAACCGGCAAGGAGGAGGACUACUUUGGUAUCAAGAUCGCUCUAGCCCCAUGUCUUUUUGGAUACUUUGAGGCAGGCCAAUAUGGCAGUAGGAUCAGGACUGGUGCCACCAACAAUGCCGAGGUGACACCAGAACAAUCUGAGGUGUACCAAUCGUGGCUCAAUGAUUAUACCUCAGAUUGGUAUUCCAAUGCAUACAAUGAAGGAAAUGAUGCAUUACAGGAGCUCUUCAACACCAUUCCUUUGACUCAGGAAAGGUUGGAUCAGUUUGCUGAGGUGUUCAACAAGGUCACUUGCUUGGAGGUGGCAUUCUGGGACGAAUGUAUGCCCGAAGGAGAAUGGACCGAGUCGUAG
Messenger RNA from Suhomyces tanzawaensis NRRL Y-17324, 1722 nucleotides. RefSeq names its product trifunctional hydroxymethylpyrimidine kinase/phosphomethylpyrimidine kinase/thiaminase (gene THI20). Gene Ontology annotation, biological process: thiamine biosynthetic process. The transcript has a single exon. Lineage: Eukaryota; Fungi; Ascomycota; Pichiomycetes; Serinales; Debaryomycetaceae. Gene Ontology annotation, molecular function: phosphomethylpyrimidine kinase activity; hydroxymethylpyrimidine kinase activity. Bases 1 to 1722 code for a protein of 573 amino acids. Gene Ontology annotation, cellular component: cytosol. The record is from RefSeq and is a predicted model, not a curated record.